AUGUCUGAGGGCAACAGACGUGAAACGAGUUCUCAGGGACCGAUGAGCGGUGCAGUUGAUGACAAAUAUUUAAAAGUGGCACCUAAUUUAUUCACACCGGAGAGAUUACAUCUGUUUGACUCUUUGGACCUUUAUGUUUCGUUGACGAAAUGUGCCAAAGCGGUUGAGCAGGGGGAGAGGUUACACAAUCUCAGUUGGAGGAUUAUGAAUAAGGCAUUGUUGAGGGAUAAGGAUAUCAACAAGUCUAAGAAACGCGAAGGUGUGAAAAACUUGUAUUAUGUGUUGAACCCUAUAACGAAUAGACAACCUAUGAAUCAGCAGUUGAGUAAGACUCCAUCACAAAACUCCACAUCUAGUCUGCGAUCUACUACGGUUCCCAAGAAACAUGCGGUGCCGCGAAUGGAGCCUUUGAGUAAGGCGAAUACCGCUGGUAGUAAUCAAAAGGUACCGCAUAGUAACAACGGUUCACUGUUUACAGGUACCAAGCAGCAUAAAUCGACGAGCGCAUUAAGUCACAUCAAUCGUCAAAGGAGUAAGAAAGAGGAUCCACAAACGAUAGUGAAAGGGUUUGAACCUAAUACAGUCAUUACACCGAAGAACCCAGCUAUUGCAAGAAAGGUAAAGAGCAGGCUUGAAGAAGGCGAAAAAAACACAUUCUACAUCGAAUCGACUCCAUCACCGGAGCCUGAUAAGCAUAAUGGAUCGACCACCACGUUACGCAAACCGCUACCGUCGCGGCAGGAGUCGUUAUUUGGUAAACCAAAGACUAAUGACCACGCGGCAAUAUCCAGUAGUCAUAACAGUAUGUUUUUCAGCAGUGAAGAGGAUGAUGAUGACGAUGAUUCUGAUUGGGAUGACGAUUCCCCAAUUUAUGAGGACGAUGAUGAUGUGAAUGACGAUGACGAAGAAGAUCAGUACUAUAGAAAGCAAUGGGACAAGCUAUUGCUUGGUAAAAACCCGAAUCACUCCUCAGGGAACGUUACACCCAACUCUGCGUCAUCGCAGGAUCCAAUAAAACGAAGCCUAUUAAGUGGGCUAUUCCUCAACGAGCAGUCCAAUGUUAAUUCCAAAAAUAAGACCACUCCGUUCGUUGCAAUAUCGAAUAAUGUUGCUCAAAACAACAAUACAAGACCGAUUCUGGGGACUAGCAACGUGACAGCCGUGGGGUCAGUGACACCACCGGACAAGAACGAUGUUGUUCAACCACAUGGCCAGUCGAAUGCACCACCCGCGGCACAGACGAUUCUUCCGACGGCACUCUCUACACAUAUGUUCUUACCGAACAACAUUCACCAGCAAAGGUUAGCGAUGGCCGCUGCAGCAAGUUCACAGGACUCACGAGGCUCACCGGUACACGAAUUACAAAGAAGAGCUACAAGGAGGGAGUCGAUGGACAUACCUUCGAAGAACAGAAACAAUACUUUCAUCAAGACCAGGAUGGAAAUCUCAGAGGAAGAGAAGAUGUCCCGGGCGUAUUCACAACGAAAUCUUUAA
Molecule: messenger RNA, 1494 nt
Organism: Torulaspora delbrueckii
Lineage: Eukaryota; Fungi; Ascomycota; Saccharomycetes; Saccharomycetales; Saccharomycetaceae
Gene: MKS1
Product: Mks1p
Exons: 1
Coding region: 1-1494 (497 amino acids)
Biological process (GO): regulation of nitrogen utilization; mitochondria-nucleus signaling pathway; negative regulation of transcription by RNA polymerase II
Cellular component (GO): cytoplasm
Source: RefSeq, a predicted model, not a curated record